Molecule: messenger RNA, 2675 nt
Organism: Salvelinus namaycush (lake trout)
Lineage: Eukaryota; Metazoa; Chordata; Actinopteri; Salmoniformes; Salmonidae
Product: protein ENL-like
Exons: 11
Coding region: 89-2095 (668 amino acids)
Biological process (GO): regulation of DNA-templated transcription
Cellular component (GO): super elongation complex
Source: RefSeq, a predicted model, not a curated record
AUUGACACACAAUGAGGAGCAGGGAAUAACCUCGCGAAACGCCGCUGUAAAUAAAUAACGUUAGAAGAAUCACUGAAGCCACAGAAUCAUGGAGAAUCAGUGCACAGUGCAGGUGAAGCUGGAGCUAGGACAUCGAGCCCAGCUGAGGAAGAAGGUGACCUCAGAGGGCUUCACCCAUGACUGGAUGGUGUUUGUGCGAGGGCCUGAGACAGGGGACAUACAACACUUUGUGGAGAAGGUCGUCUUCAGGCUGCACGAGAGCUUCCCCAAACCCAAGAGAGUAUGCAAGGAGCCACCAUACAAAGUGGAGGAGUCGGGCUAUGCUGGGUUCCUCAUGCCCAUCGAGGUCUACUUCAAGAACAAGGAGGAGCCCAAGAAGGUGUGCUUCAACUAUGACCUCUUCCUGAACCUGGAGGGGAACCCUCCUGUCAAUCACCUGCGCUGUGAGAAGCUAACCUUUAACAACCCCACCCGGGAGUUCAGACGCAAGCUGGUCAAGGCUGGAGGGGUCAUGGUGGUGCCAGAAGGGGCAGAGGCGGUGUCGAGGCCCAGUCCAGACUACCCCAUGCUCCCCACCAUCCCACUGUCUGCCUUCUCAGACCCCAAGAAGACCAAAACCUCCCAUGGAUCAAAGGAGCCCAGUAAAGAGGGCAGUGGAGGCAGCAAUAAAGGGCCCAAGCCCCACAAGCUGACCAAGGAGCACCGUGAACGCCCCCGCAAAGACUCUGAGAGCAAGGCGGGGUCCAAGGGCGACAGCGACCGCGACGGGGGAGGAGGGGGCAGCAGCAAGAGCGCCCGCGAGCCCUCCUCUUCCUCGUCCAAGAAGCCAGCAGAGAUCAAAGUCAAAGAUGAGGGCAAGGUCCUUCCCAAGGCCGCCUUCAAAGAGCCCAAACUUACCCUGAAGGAGGCCAAGAUGGAGGGCAUGUCCCCCAAAGGAGGGGGGGGAGGGGGCGGUGGGGGAGGAGGAGGGCUCCCGCUGGAGUCCAAAGGCCCCGGGAAGCGGCCCUCCACUGUGGAGUCUCCUAAACCCAGUGCCAAGAAGCAGAAGAAGAGCAGCUCAGAGGGAUCUAAAGGGACAGCUGCAGGGCCCUUCACCGGAGCCUCUCCCCGGGUCUCCUCAUCGUCUACAGCCGCCCCUGGCUACCCAGAGAAGAAACCCCCCAAGAAGAAGGGUCGUUGGCCCAAGGGCAGCAAGGCCGACACGCAGGAGGUCAAGGAGCCCAAGAAGCUGCCUGAGUCUGACGACUCCAACUCUGAGGAUGAAGCCUCAUCCAAAUCAGAGCAGUCAGCCCCUUCCAGUCCCUCUAACUCAAGCUCCAGCUCUGAUUCCAGCUCAGAAUCUGACUUUGAGCCUGGACAGAAACAAGGCCAAGGCCCGCUGCGCUCUAUGGUGGAGGACCUACAGUCAGAGGAGUCAGAUGACGACAGCAGCUCUGAGGAAGGGACGCCUGUCAAGACCAACCCGCCCAACCGGGACUCACGACUGAGCCUGGACAGUGAGAGUGACAGCAGUGACGGCUCGCACCGCCCCAGUCGAGACCCGGUGCCACCUCCACAGAAACACAGCUCCUCCAAUAACAAGGUAAAACACAGCUCCUCCAAUAACAAGGUAAAACACAGCUCCUCCAAUAACAAGGUAAAACACAGCUCCUCCAAUAACAAGGUAAAACACAGCUCCUCCAAUAACAAGGUAAAACACAGCUCCUCCAAUAACAAGGUAAAACACAGCUCCUCCAAUAACAAGGUAAAACACAGCUCCUCCAAUAACAAGGUAAAACACAGCUCCUCCAAUAACAAGGUAAAACACAGCUCCUCCAAUAACAAGGUCUUGGCCAGGAAGAGCCCAGACAUCUGUAGCCGCCCAGAGAAGGUGCUGAAGAAAGGAUACGAGAAGGCCUACACAGAGGAGCUGGUGGAUCUCCACCGCAGACUGAUGGCUCUGAGGGAGCGCAACGUCCUACAGCAGAUAGUGAAUCUUAUCGAGGAGACGGGCCACUUCAACGUGACCAACACCACCUUUGACUUUGACCUGUUCUCUCUGGACGAGACGACCGUCCGCAAACUACAGAGUUACCUGGAGGACACAGCCACGUGACAGCAAGCCCGUAGCGCAGUCCCUGGACCCCCACUGGGGGGGAGUAGUAACAGAAGCUACAAACACACACCAGACAGAGCUAAACCACAGAACAACAACAGAACACACACUUUCACUUGUCGCUGGAGAAGAACAGAGGAACAGGGUGAGGGGAGGAGAGAGGAGGUCAGAGUAAGAGAGAGCAGCUAUGCCACUGUCCCUCUACCCUGGACUGGACUGGAGGACAGGACUAGGAGCUGGCCUGUCUGGACUGGGUCUGGCAGGAGACGUAUUAUAUAUGUUUCUUGUCGAGAACAGCACAGCAGCCUGUGUGCAGAAUUGUGGAAUGCGACCAUUCUACUCUCCCUCCUGCCCUCCCCCCUCACAUCUAGCCUUUGCAAACCCAAUACUUCCCCCCUCUAUCUCCUCCCUCCCCACUCACACUCCCUUAGUCGACACAACACUCCUCCCCUCUCCCCCCUCUCAGCUGGAGUUCAUAUCUCUGUAGGAAUUUUCCUGUCUGGGUGAGAGUGUGUGUCUGGGUGAGAGUGUGUGUCUGGGUGAGAGUGUGUGUCUGGGUGAGAGUGUGUGUCUGGGUGAG